Molecule: messenger RNA, 2850 nt
Organism: Rana temporaria (common frog)
Lineage: Eukaryota; Metazoa; Chordata; Amphibia; Anura; Ranidae
Gene: HP1BP3
Product: heterochromatin protein 1 binding protein 3
Exons: 12
Coding region: 118-1707 (529 amino acids)
Biological process (GO): nucleosome assembly; heterochromatin organization
Cellular component (GO): nucleosome; chromosome; nucleus
Molecular function (GO): nucleosome binding; DNA binding
Source: RefSeq, a predicted model, not a curated record
UGGAGACGACGUGGCGGACGUAGCCGGGCCCGUGCCCGCGUAGGGGGCGUGUCUAUCAGUCGGGAUCGCGCAGGACGGUGUUGGAGCUGCAGAGGGAGAGGUUCAAUCGAUUUCACCAUGCCGAUCCGUCGUGCCGUCAAUUCCCAGGAAACUGCCCCGAAGAAUCGAUCUGCCGAGAGCGAGGACAAGAAAGCAGAGCCCGACGCCAGCUCAGAAGAGUCCGCUUCCACCGGGGAGGAGCAAGAGACUGAGACUCCUCCCGCCACUUCCAGUGAGACCGAGCAACCGAAGGAGGCCGAGACCGACGAGGAGAAGAAGGGGGAUGGAGAAGUAACAGAGGAGGGCAAGAAAAAUGGGGAGAAGGAUCAGUCCAAAGAGAAGGAGAAGAAGGUGAAGAAAACCAUUCCAUCAUGGGCAACCCUGUCUGCCAGCCAGCGCGCCCGGGCACAGAAACAGUCACACGCCUCCUCCGCCUCCCGCCCCAAGAUGGACGCCAUCCUGACCGAGGCCAUCAAGGCGUGUUUCCAGAAGUCUGGGGCCUCGGUGGUGGCCAUCCGAAAAUACAUCAUCAAUAAGUACCCGUCUCUGGAGCUGGAGCGGAGGGGGUUCCUGCUGAAGCAAGCGCUGAAACGGGAGCUGCAGAGAGGCGCCAUCCGCCAGGUGAAAGGGAAAGGAGCGUCCGGCAGCUUUGUCGUCGUGUCGAAUUCCGGAAAGUCGGCGCCGAAAUCCAGAGACAAGAAGAAAAGCGCAACUACGGGAGGAGAUCAGAUCAACGUCAAGCUGGAGGACAUCUUACCUCUGGCAUUCACCCGGCUGUGCGAGCCCAAGGAAGCGUCCUACAGCCUCAUCAAGAAAUACGUCUCCCAGUAUUACCCCAAGCUCAAAGUGGACGUCAGGCCUCAGAUGCUGAAGAACGCUCUGCAGAGAGCUGUGGAAAAGGGGCAGCUCGAGCAGAUCACAGGAAAAGGGGCAUCCGGAACAUUCCAGCUGAAGCGGGCUGGAGAUAAACCUCUCCUGAGCGGCGGAGUUUUCGAGGACGCCAUCUUAUCUGCCAUCACAGCUAUGAAUGAACCCAAGACUUGCUCCACCACUGCCAUCAAGAAGUACGUUCUGGAGAACCAUCCCGGAGCGAACUCCAGCUUCCAGGUCCACCUGCUGAAGAGAACCCUGCAGAAGUGUGAGAAGAACGGUUGGAUGGAACAGAUCUCCGGGAAAGGGUUCAGCGGGACCUAUCAGCUCAGCUUCCCAUUUUACCCAAGCCCUUAUGUGCUAUUCCCAGACAAGGCAGGUAAAGAGGAAGAUGAGGACGAGUCGGAGGAUGAAUCAGAAGAAGAAGAGGAGUCGUCUGAGGAGGAAGAAUCUGAAGAUGAGGAACCCCCUCCAAAGAGGAGGAUGCAGAAAAAGGCGGCCCCCGCCAAGUCCCGGGCUAGAGCCAGGGCCAGAGCCCCCCCACCGAAGCCCAAGAAGAGCGCACCGCCCCCUCGGGGGAAAGCCAAGACCCCCGCCAAGAAAGCUCCACCAGCACCACCAUCUCCUCCCCCGGCGAAAGCCAAGAAGGGAAAAGCGGCUCCACCCCCGCCGGCCGCCUCCUCCAAGAAAGCAGCCAGCCCGGCCGCCAAGAAGCCGGCAGCCUCCAAGAAGAAGCCCGCAAAGCCCGCGCCGAAAGGCAAGCCCAGCUCGCGGAAAUCCCUGCGGUCCAGGAAGUAAAUCGGGGGGAGGAUGGAGAUGGCACGCCGCAAGAAAACAAGUGGAAGAAAAAAAACAAAAACAAAAACGGUCCAUCUUCAUUUUACAGGAAAAGGAACUUUUCCGACGUUGUGUGUUCAUUUUUUUAUUUUAAUUUUUUUUUAGCAUUUCCCUUCCAGUUUGUUUCCUGUGGAGGUGCAGCACUCAGUCUGUUUUAUUUUGGUCUAGCUGUAGCCGCUGUGCACCCCACCCCCCCUACCCCUCCCCCCCAUUACCAGCAAACGGUCCAUUUCAGUUCCCUUAUCUCCAUGAUUCUCAGUUGUGUAAAUUCUCCCGUUUAGAAUCCAACUUUGUGCUGAAUUUUUUUCUUACCGUUUCAGUUCCGGUUGGUGCCGAAACGAUGUUUUGGUUAAAGCGUUGCCGGGAGCCCGAGAAGGAUUCCGCUAGGGGCCCUUCGUCGAGACGAAGUUUUGUAAUCCUUCUAGCUGUAUUUUUUAAUAACCCCCUCCCCCCCCCCCGUUGCAGCAGUACAUAGGAUAAGCCCCCCCCCCCCAUACUGAUAGCCCCGCCCCUCCCUUCCCCCUCCAGUGCUUCAUGGGCAUUAUGGCAGCGGGCCAGGAACGCGCGUCUCCCAACUCUGUCCCUGUCUUCCUUAUAACUACUCAGAGCUAGGAAGGGGGUCCGGCAGCAUUGCGCUCCCUCCUUUUUUUGUAGUUGUGGUGCUUGACAGUUGCAGAAGUACGUAGGAUAAGCCCCUCCCCUCCAGUGGGUGUCAUGGCAGCGGGCUGGGGACACGUGUCCCCCAUCUCUGUCCCUGUCUUCCUUUAGAACUACUCAGAGCUAGGAAGGGGGUCCGGCAGCAUUGCGCUCCCCUCCUUUUUGUAGUUGCGGUGCCAGCGUACACCUGAACCCUGGGCCGCUGCCUUCCCGCCAUGACCCGCUGGCAUCUGUAAGUAUCUCACUCGCAGUGAAUACCCAGAAGCAUGUUGUACAGAAAUUCAGUAGGUUUGUCUCUCCAUUUUUUUUUUCUUAAUUUUUAUUUUAAAGCCAACUGUGUCUUUAUUUUAAUGUUUGCCAUUUUGUAAAGACUUGGGGUGAGGAAAGACAUGUGAAGAAAUGGGUAUUCUGCUGUUUGCUACAAUAAAAGACUAGAUUCUGCUAGUA